Pollicipes pollicipes is the source of this 1014-nucleotide messenger RNA. RefSeq names its product chymotrypsinogen A-like. Gene Ontology annotation, biological process: proteolysis. The record is from RefSeq and is a predicted model, not a curated record. Gene Ontology annotation, molecular function: serine-type endopeptidase activity. The transcript is spliced from 5 exons. NCBI's taxonomy places the organism in Eukaryota, Metazoa, Arthropoda, Thecostraca, Pollicipedomorpha, Pollicipedidae. The coding region runs from base 1 to 1014 and encodes 337 amino acids.
AUGCAGAGCACGGCGUCGGUCAUGCUCUCCUCGAUCCAUGUCAGCGCCGAUGUGACGCGUGCAAACACGUCCGGAAUGUUGGGCACCUGGAUCUGGGAGGCAGAUGCUCCGGCCGUGCAGUGCGCCGCCGUCAGCACGUACCGGUUGUUGAUGACGCUGUCGCCGCAGAAGGUGCGCGUGCCACCGGGGCGCACCAGGCCGGCCUGCCACGGGUACUCGUUGACCCAGAGUUAUUACGGUGAAGGUACUGCGGAACAGGCAGAAUCCGCCAGCAAAGCAGCCAACCGGCGCAGCAGGGUCGUGGGCGGCACCGAGACCGACGUCAACGAGUACCCGUGGCAGGCCGGCCUGGUGCGCCCCGGUGGCACGCGCACCUUCUGCGGCGGCAGCGUCAUCAAUAGCCGGUACGUGCUGACGGCGGCGCACUGCACGGCCGGAGCAUCUGCCUCCCAGAUCCAGGUGCUGCUCGGCGACCACCGGAUCAGUGUGCCGGACGGCGAGACCCGGUACCCGGUCGUCCAGAUCCUGCAGCACCCGCAGUUUGUUAGUGCCAGUACCGGGUACGACUUCUCACUGCUGCGCCUGGACCGCACCAUCGUCUACGACAGCCGGGUGGCUCCCGUCUGCCUGCCGCAGGCCGGCCAGACGUACGCCGGCGUCACGGCCGUGGCCACCGGCUUCGGCCGCGUUGGGGCCAACAUGCCGCAGGCCGACAUGCUCCUCGAGGUCGAGCUGCCCGUCUUGACGCAGACGCGCUGUACGCAGAUCUGGGGCAGCCUUGUGCGUGAAAGCAUGAUCUGCGCCGGUGGGCUCCCCUCCGGCGGCAAGGGCGUCUGCAACGGCGACAGCGGCGGCCCGCUGGUGACGUCCGUCUCCGACCGCUACACGCUCAUCGGGCUCACAUCGCUGGGCAGCCCUUGCGCUAACCCCAACACUCCGGACGUGUUUGCACGCGUCACAUCGGCGCUGACAUGGAUCGAGGAGAGCACGACCGACGCCGUGCUCUGCAUCUAA